This is a messenger RNA of Hydatigera taeniaeformis, 309 nucleotides long. The record is from the annotation of a GenBank genome assembly. Lineage: Eukaryota; Metazoa; Platyhelminthes; Cestoda; Cyclophyllidea; Taeniidae.
AUGGUCAGUACUGUUGCGACAACUAUCGGUCCAUGGGGUGACAAACGACACUACUUCACUUGCAAAUCCACCUCACAACUUCAUGGUGAGGAAGGUAGCCAGUACAUUGCCACUGACUUCGCGUUGGCACAGAGUCUACCGAUGCCUCGUCAAGUGAAUCCCCAGCUUGGCGAUUCCCCUCCACUGUGUGGAGGCCACAGGAAUUUCACCAUUGUGGCGACUAGCAAUGCCGUCUUCGCUCUCCAACAUUGUGGUCGGGCGAAUGGCAUGCGCACACUUCUUGCAAUCGACCCAGACCCCCUGCAUUAA